AUGAGUGAGACUGAAGAGUAUUCUCCCCCGAGGCGCGAUGGCGAGAGGGAUAUCCUUGAACUGGAAGAAAGUGCCGUGGACGCAGAACAAAGACAGAUAGAGUCGAGCAGGACAAAACUCGCUGUGCUCAUCGGCUCCGGGAUUAUCCAGCUGCCAAUAUGGGGCUUUGCGAUGAGCUAUGGUGUGUUCCAGCAAUAUUACUUUGACAACUGGACGCUGGAAGGAAAUCGCAACAUUACCGGUGUGAUCGGCACGACUGCAAAUGGGGUCAUGUACCUGUCCAUGCCAUUUCUCUUUGCGCUAUUUACUAGACGAUGGGCUCAUCGCCGUCAAAUUGCUGCUCUUUGUGGCACAGUGAUUGCAUGUGUCAGUUUCUUCCUGUCCGCGUACAGCACCACUGUCGGGCACCUGCUUGUCACUCAGGGCAUCGCCUCAGCGCUGGGAUGUGCUUUAGUUUAUAGUCCAACGACGCUCUCUCUUGGCGAGUGGUAUAGCUCCAGCAAUCGCGCCUUGGCAUAUGGAAUCGUCCUGUCCUGCAAGAACAUUGUCGGGACCAGCUGCCCAUUCAUGCUUCGAGCGUUGAUUGAUCACUACGGCUUUCGGACCACCCUGAAAGCAUGGACCGCGAUUGUGGGUGGAACAAGUAUCUUGGCGAUAUUCAUGAUACCGACUCACCCGUCGAAAGUGUCGAUCCAUAAAACUCGAGCACGCAAAAUUCCCUGGGAGUUCCUCAGGCAUCGGUCUAUCUACUUUUAUAGUAUCGCCAUUAUAUUCCAAAGUUCUGGAUACGGUAUCCCGCAAACAUAUCUAAGCACUUAUGCCCGAGAUAUUGUCAUGUUGUCUCAAACAUCAGGAACCUUGAUGCUGGCCCUCUUCAACGCGCCGGGUAUUAUUGCAUCGUCCUUUUUCGGAUGGCUGAGCGAUAAUAAGCGAGUGUCUCUUUCGGCCCAGGCUGUCUCUGCCAUUCCACCCAUCAGCUGCACCCUUGCCACGUUCUUUUUCUGGGGCCUGACCACGCAGGGCAACAUCGGCCUCUUGAUAGUCUUCUCCAUGACUUUUGGAUUCUUCUCCAGUGGCUACAGCGCCACCUGGGGCGGGAUGCUCAAGCAGAUGGAACGCGAGUCCGCAGAGAGAAACGAGCCCAUUGACCCGGGAAUGCUCUAUGGGAUUCUUAAUGGUGUCAGGGGGAUCGGGUACACCGGUGGGGGGUUUGCUGGCAUGGGACUACUGACAGCCGGGACUAUAUCAGCCAAUCCACUGUUUGGGUAUGGCACUUCUUACGGACCUCUUAUUUUGUUUACGGGGCUUUCGUCGCUUCUUGGUGGGUGGGUUGUCUUAUGGGGGUGGAAUUGGAAGAGGUUGUUGUCAUUCUCCUCUGAGCGCGUUCACUUGUUCGACCUCUACUCCAAUUUCUCAGGGAGCUCCAAAUCAUGGUCCUACAACACUUUAAAAGCCCGAGCAGUGCUCAACUUCAAGGGUAUACCUUACACCCAAAGCUGGGUUACCUACCCAGACAUCAAGCUUCUCGGCGCCAGCUUGGGCCUGCCACCCAAUGAACAAGGCCGCGCAUACACACUGCCAACAAUCGUCCACAAGGCCUCGGUGACUUCAUCUCCAACCGGAGCGUUGACGGAUUCUGUUUCGAUAGCCUUGCAUCUCGACAAGACGUUUCCAUCACCGCCGCUUUUUCCCUCGGGGGAUGCGAGUUAUGCGUUGUUUGUCGCCGUGGCCAAGAUUAUAACUCUUAUCGAGCCGGGUUUUCGUCCCUUUGUUGUUCCGCGUGUACCGGCCCAUCUGGAUCCACGCGGGCAAAAGUAUUUUAUUGAGACGCGCACUGCUGCCUUGGGGAAACCGUUGGCCGAAGUGCUGCCAACAGACAAGGAAAGUGUGGACAAGUUGUGGAAGAUUGUCGAGACAGAAUCUGCGCCACUGGUUAAAAUGCUAAAGGGAAAAGAGCACAAAAGGGGCCCCUUCUUCGAAGGUGAAACGGCCGGGUUUGCGGAUUUGUGGCUGGCUUGUCACUUGGCGUUUAUUGAGCGCUUUGAUAAGGAGCUGUUUGGGAAGUUUUUGGGUCUGGGGAAUGGUGAGAUCAAGGCUCUCUAUGACGCUUCUUUGCCCUGGAUCGAGGGUCAGGGGGAGGAGAAGGAGUGGCUGAUUCCACAGGCUGCGUCUUGA
Molecule: messenger RNA, 2175 nt
Organism: Talaromyces rugulosus
Lineage: Eukaryota; Fungi; Ascomycota; Eurotiomycetes; Eurotiales; Trichocomaceae
Exons: 4
Coding region: 1-2175 (724 amino acids)
Biological process (GO): transmembrane transport
Cellular component (GO): fungal-type vacuole membrane
Molecular function (GO): transmembrane transporter activity
Source: RefSeq, a predicted model, not a curated record